AUGUACUAUCAGUCAGGUGAUGUCAUCGUGGGUGGGAUUGUCACUCUAGCUGCUUUCCUGCAUGCUGCCAUCGAGUUCAGCAAAGUCCCGCCACCUCCAUUGCUUGAAGAACUUAUGUUAAUACCUAAAUAUUACCAAAAUAUUGUGGCCCUGGCAUUUACAGUCAAAGAGAUCAAUAAAAACUCAGAGAUCUUAUCCAAUGUCACUCUUGGUUUCAACAUCUAUGACAGUUACUUCAAUGCACAGAAAACAUACCAUGCUAUUAUGUUACUAAUUUACAAUAUGAAGAGCUUUUCCCCCGAUUACAUCUGUGGUAUCCAGAAUCAUCUGACUUCAAUAAUUGGGGGACUAGAUGCCAAAACCUCCAUUGACAUUGCAAAUCUUUUGGAUAUUUAUAAGAUCCCACAGCUCAUCUAUGGCUCUGGUCCCAUCAUGAAUUAUAAAACACCAGGACUUUCUUUCUUCCAAAUGAGCCCACUGCAAAGACUUCAACAUGAAGGGAUUCUGUCUUUGCUUCUCCAUUUCAGGUGGACAUGGAUUGGGGUUAUUGUCAUGGAUAAUGAUAAUGGAGAAAGGGUUAUAGACAUUAUUGUUCCAUUAUUUUCCCAGCACAACAUCUGUUUUUCAUUUAUAGAGAGAUUCUCAGAAUUAACACAUAUUAAUGAAAUGUACAACAUGUUCAAGCACGGUGCAGAAAUACAUGAUAAAAUUAUGGAUAGCAAUGUUAAUGUUCUGAUAUUUUAUGGAGAAGCUGAUAUUAUGGUAAGGCUAAGAUGGCUACCAUAUUUAUCAAACAAAGAAAACAUAAGAAAUGUUGCCAAAGGUAAAGUGUGGAUAUUAACAGCCCAGGUGGAACUAAACUCACUUGUGUAUCAGAGAGAUUGGAAUACUGACAUGAUGAAUGGUGCUCUGUCUUUCACAAUUCAUGCCAAUGACCCACCAGGAUUCCAGACAUUUAUUAAAAGUAGAAAUCCUUCCAUGACAGAAGAUGGAUUUAUCAAGGAUUACUGGCAACAAUCCUUUGCCUGUGUAUUUAAAACUUCAAAUAUAGGUGAGAUAGCUGGUGAUAUUUGCACAGGAGGAGAGAAACUGGAAGAUCUUCCUGUAACCUUUUUUGAAAGCAGAAUGACUGGUCACAGCUACAGUGUUUAUAAUUCUGUCUAUGCAAUAGCCCAUGCAUUGCAUGCCAUGAUUUCAUCCAGAUCUGCCCAGCAACCAAUGGCAAAUAAAGGGAGAUUGAAGCUUCAAAAGCAAGAUUCCUGGCAGCUGCACUCAUUUUUAAAAGGUCUCUCCUUUAAUAACAGUGCUGGGGAUCUGGUUUCUAUUGACUACAAUGGAGAGUUACUAGCUGGAUAUGAUAUACUGAACUGGAUUGUUUCUUCCAACCAGUCUUUCAAUAGAGUUAAAGUUGGGAGAGUAAACCCUGCAGUUUUUUCAGAUCAAAUAUUCACCAUAAAUGAAGAUGUCAUCACUUGGCAUAAUUGGUUUAACCAGUCCCAGCCUGUUUCAGUAUGCACUGGAAGUUGCCGUCCUGGUUCCAGCAAGAAAAUAAAGGAAGGGGAAUCAUUUUGUUGCUAUGACUGCAUUCCAUGCCCAGAUGGAAAGAUUUCAGAGAAGGAGGAUACAAAUGAUUGUUACUUAUGUCCAGAAGGAAGCUAUCCAAAUAAGAAUCAGGAUUCCUGUAUUCCUAAAACAUUGACAUUUUUGUCUUACAAGGAACAUUUGGGAAUCAGUUUAGUCUUCUUUGUCCUUUUGUUUUCUUUGAUCUCAGUGAUGGUGCUUGGAAUAUUUGUGAAGAACCACAACACUCCUAUCAUCAUUGCCAAUAACCGAGACCUCACUUACAUUCUCCUCAUCUCCCUCCUGCUCUGCUUCCUUUCUGCAUUCCUAUUUAUUGGUCAUCCUGAGAAGAUGGUAUGUCUCCUGCAACAAACAACUUUUGGGAUUGUCUUUGCAGUGGCUGUUUCUUCAGUGUUGGCAAAAACCGUCACAGUGGUUCUGGCUUUCCUGGCCACCAAGCCAGGAUCCAAGAUGAGAAUGUUUGUGGGAAAGAAACUGUCCAACUCUAUUGUCAUUUCCUGUUCUUUUAUUCAAAUAGGUAUUUGCAUGACAUGGCUAACAACUUCUUCUCCAUUCCCAGACACUGACAUGGAUUCGGUAGUUGAAGAAAUUAUUCUGCAAUGCAAUCAAGGCUCUGUAACUAUGUUCUACAGUGUCUUAAGCUAUUUGGGCUUCUUGGCUAUUAUUAGUUUCAUAGUUGCCUUCAUGGCCAGGAAAUUGCCUGAUACUUUCAAUGAAGCCAAGUUCAUCACCUUCAGCAUGUUAGUCUUCUGCAGUGUUUGGAUAUCCUUUGUUCCAACCUACUUGAGCACCAAGGGGAAGUACAUGGUAGCAGUGGAGAUAUUUUCCAUCUUGGCCUCUAGUGCUGGUUUGCUGGGCUGCGUCUUUCUUCCCAAAUGCUAUAUAAUUGUUUUAAGGCCUGAGUUGAACAGCAGGGAAAAUUUAAUGAAGAGAAAACAAUUCUGA
Messenger RNA from Protobothrops mucrosquamatus (brown spotted pit viper), 2526 nucleotides. Its product is annotated as vomeronasal type-2 receptor 26-like. Gene Ontology annotation, biological process: G protein-coupled receptor signaling pathway. Bases 1 to 2526 code for a protein of 841 amino acids. The record is from RefSeq and is a predicted model, not a curated record. Gene Ontology annotation, molecular function: G protein-coupled receptor activity. NCBI's taxonomy places the organism in Eukaryota, Metazoa, Chordata, Lepidosauria, Squamata, Viperidae. The transcript has 6 exons. Gene Ontology annotation, cellular component: membrane.